AACAAACUGCGUAGCUGAAGUCGUAACGUGUAUGAGUCCACAGAAAGAGGGACAUUUGAAGCUCUUCCUGGAAAAAAUGACCAGAGCAUAUGAAUUUAUUCUCAGGAACUAUGAAAAGGUACAGGCUCCUCCAGUCACCAAAACUUUGGAGACAGCAGCAAGCCAGUUCCUAAACCCACCUCCAGGCGAAGAAACCUAUGUGCUCAACCUGGUCCCUGUCCCUUUAACCGCCACCACUGUCAGUUCUCCAGCCUCUACAAGCUACUGUGUUCCUGCUGCAUCUCUCAUUACCCAGACCAAGAGAAAAAGGAAGAAAGUGACACAGGAACAUGAAAACAUGGCUCCUCCAGUCACCAACACUUUGAAGACAUCAGCAGCCAGUCAGCUGCUCCAUCAACCUCCAGGCGAAGAAACCUCUGUGCUCAACCUGGUGCCUAUCCCUCCUCCAGUCACCUCCACCUCCCUCUCUUCUCCUCCACUCCCCACCACCUCUAUUUCUCCUCCUCCACUCCCCAACACCUCUCUCUCUCCUCCUCCACUCCCCUCCACCUCUGUCAGUUCUCCAGCUGCACCUCUCAUUACCCAGCCCAAGAGAAAGAGGAAGAAAGUGAAACAGAAACAAGAAAACAGGGACUGUGAAAAGGUACAAGCUCCUCCAGUCACCAACACUUUGAAGACAGCAGCAGCCAACCAGCUUCUCCACCCACCUCCAGGCGAAGAAACCCAUGUGCUCAACCUGGUCCCUAUCCCUCCUUUAGUCACCUCCACCUCUUUCUCUCCUCAUCUACUCCCCACCACCUCUCUUUCUCUUCCACUCUCCACCACUUCUGUCAGUUCUCCAGCUCCUACAAGCAACUAUGUUCCUGCUGCACCUCUCACUACCCUGCCUAAGAGAAAGAGGAUGAGACAGACAGGGAAACAAGAAAACAAGGUGUGCAGAAAAUGUAGCAGGCAGAAACUUUUCCACUUUGAGCAAAUACUUGAGAGAAGAAUGAAUGAGGGAAAAGCGGAAGUGAAAGUGCGUUGGCUGCCUUGCUCUGCUUGUGGGAAAGACUGGGAUGACACGUGGGAACCUGCCAGUGUAAUAGAGAAGAAAAAUAAAUAAUAACCACAUUUUGUUAUAGCACACAGUGUCAGAAUACUAGUACAAACAUGAAAUAAAAGUUCU
This is a messenger RNA of Trichomycterus rosablanca, 1168 nucleotides long. Its product is annotated as mucin-2-like. The transcript is spliced from 8 exons. Lineage: Eukaryota; Metazoa; Chordata; Actinopteri; Siluriformes; Trichomycteridae. Bases 32 to 1105 code for a protein of 357 amino acids. The record is from RefSeq and is a predicted model, not a curated record.